ACGAUUCUAGUGUUAGAAGAGCGGGUUUGCCGUGCUUGAAUCAUAGCGCUCUCUCUCUUUCGCUCUUUGUUUGUCCUACAGUGUCCCUGAUUUCAGCUUCAGGCUUCAAAGUGAGAAGCCAGAAGAACUGAGAGUUUCUACAAGACGACAAUACCUGGAUGCGGGGAUAUCUGGACACCUCACAAUGGAUGGAUUGAGGACAAAGUGUUGAGUUCUCCUAAAGCUGUCCGUGAAUGAUACAGAGGAGUGUUGGGAUGUCGUGGCUGGUGUGGGUGUGGGUCAGUGUGACAGUUCUGCUGAUGUGUGAGGCCACUUUCUAUGAGACCAUCCAGCAGCACCUGGCCCCACCCGGAACCAACAUACAGAUCCUCGAAGGAGGGACAUGCGAGGUGAUUGCGGCACACAGGUGCUGUAACAAAAACAAGAUUGAAGAGAGAUCUCAGACAGUGAAGUGCUCCUGUUUACCAGGGAAAGUGGCAGGAACCACCAGGAAUAAACCCUCCUGUGUUGACGCCUCCAUAGUGAUUGGGAAGUGGUGGUGUGAGAUGGAGCCGUGUCUGGAGGGAGAGGAAUGCAAGACUCUACCAGAUAACUCCGGCUGGAUGUGCUACUCUGGAAACAAAAUCAAAACCACCAGGAAUACCCACCCUUACACAUCCUUGUAGCAGAUGUAAUGUUACUGCAAGCUCAUAACGGAGGAACUUUACGAAGGGAAACAUCCAAGAUGACAAGCUGAAUUAAGUCUUCUCAACUCUAAACCAACAGACAUGUGUUUAAUGACUUGAAAUGGAGUCGUCUGCUCAUAAAUCCAUCUGUCUCUGAGUAACACGGACACCAGACUUUCUAAGAAAAUCUUUGUGGCCGUUGAACACUGCUGGUUCUUUCGUUGUUUUGUUUUUGUUUGACAUUUGUCAAAUAUUUGUUUCCUCUCAAUGAGUCCUGGAUAAUUAAACUCGUAUCCCUUUGUGUGGAGUGCACUCAAACCAGCUAUACCUUGCCUGAAAUAAUCUUCAACUGUAAUAUUCUUGGAUGUUCCUAUGUCUCCGCUACUGUAUGUAGUGAAACUGGCUUCCUGUUCAUGUGGAUUUUCAGAAGGGGAUUGAUCCUCAUCAAGCAAGUUUAAUUAAGACACUUUGUGCAUCGACUGUGAGCAAAAUGCUGAGGAGCACAUGUACAUGGAAUGACCGAUCCAGUCCGGAAAUGUUCCUCCGUUUCCUGGAACGUUAUAUCAGAUUCAGAAUGAAUUCUGGUGGUGAUACUAAAACCAAAUAAGUCUUCAGCAUGAUUUCUGUAAAGCUGUAAAAAUAGGUGAAGGAAAUGUUUUACAUAAAUAAAAUGAAUUCAAAACAGGUGAGAAUGAUGUUACAAAUGU
Messenger RNA from Sinocyclocheilus anshuiensis, 1372 nucleotides. RefSeq names its product protein FAM19A1-like. Gene Ontology annotation, biological process: neuroblast differentiation; regulation of neuroblast proliferation. NCBI's taxonomy places the organism in Eukaryota, Metazoa, Chordata, Actinopteri, Cypriniformes, Cyprinidae. The record is from RefSeq and is a predicted model, not a curated record. The transcript is spliced from 6 exons. The coding region runs from base 234 to 665 and encodes 143 amino acids. Gene Ontology annotation, molecular function: receptor ligand activity.